AUUAUUAUAUUACCCUAUUAUCUGAAAACACUUUUUAUGCACUUCUGUUGGAUGAAUCCCAUGUGACUCCAGAUAAAUCCCAUGAUCGAAAUGACAUAUAGAUUAAAUUUUCAGGUUCAAUUACUUCACCAAUUAUACCAAAUAAUCUUAAAUAGCUUGGGUUUUCUUUGUCAUAUCACAAGCCAGUUUUAUGACUGAUCCAAUUUUACCUGGGUUGAUAAAAUAAAAAUAAAUAAACUUCUGUAUGACCUUUACAGACGUAGACAUACCAAAUGCAAAGACGCACAAGCCUGCACAUUCUCUGUCUCUGUCUGACUCUCUGUCUGUCUCUUUCUCUUUCGCUUACUGUCCCAUCUCUUGAAUCAUUUUCUGUCAAUCCCUUGCUCUCAUACUGAUCUCUAUUUGAUGCCUAACGGGUUUUGAAAAGAGAAAUAAAAGACAGACAGACAGAAACAGACAGUCUGUAUUUUACUAGCUUUUCUUCAAAGUGGUAAAUGCUUUAAACUGAACUGACUGUGUCUUGUGAGCUCUGCCAUUGGUCCUGACAGCUGUCAUUCACCAGGAAGGCUCUGAGAAACAAGGCAGGUGGUACACUCUUCAAAAUUCUCCCUAGGGAUUGUGUUCCCUGCCAAAAUUAACCCUAACACACACACACACACACACGCACAUAUGUACAGUGUAUUUCUUUAGGACAGGACCCUCUUUCUGUAUAAACCUAUGGUGGAGUACAGAAGAAAGUGUGUGUGACAAGGCCUUGCUCUGCGUGCACACUUGUAAACUCUUGUUAAUGUGUGUCUGUGAAGAGGCCAUUCCUAUUCUGGACUUUUAAGCAAGGUGGACACACAGCAGUAAUGGGAGACUGGAGUUCUCUUGGGAAGCUUUUGGAAAGCGCCCAGGAACAUUCCACUGUAGUUGGGAAAGUCUGGCUCUCUGUACUCUUCAUCUUCCGUAUUCUGGUCCUCGGUGCGGCUGCGGAGAAGGUCUGGGGUGAUGAACAAUCUGGCUUUACCUGCGACACCAAGCAGCCCGGUUGUCAGAACGUAUGUUACGACAAAACCUUCCCCAUCUCUCACAUACGAUUCUGGGUAAUGCAGAUCAUUUUUAUUUCCACCCCUACCUUGAUCUACCUUGGCCACAUUCUGCAUCUGGUGCGCAUGGAGCAAAAACAAAAACGCAGCGAUGCAGGCGGGCCAGAGAGGCAGGCGUUGCUAAGCACCAAAGUCGGAAAAGGUCCCAUCCGGGAUGAUCAGGGUAAGAUUCGUCUGCAGGGGGUUUUGCUACGCACGUAUGUCUUCAACAUCAUCUUCAAAACACUGUUUGAGGUGGGCUUCAUUGUCGCACAGUACUUCCUGUAUGGAUUUGAACUGAAGCCACUGUACACCUGCAACAGGUGGCCUUGUCCAAACACGGUAAACUGCUACAUCUCACGACCUACAGAGAAAACCAUCUUCAUCAUCUUCAUGCUGGCCGUGGCCUGUGUGUCACUACUGCUCAAUCUGGUGGAAAUGUAUCAUCUGGGUUUUACCAAGUGCAGGCAGGGUCUCCGUUACCGUCGGUCCCACUCUGUAUGCGACACCGAAUCUAAAACCCCCAGCGAGGACGCCGUGGUCCAAUUCGUGGCCAGCUACCCUUAUUUCCCCCCUCAUGCACCACCUCCGGCACCCUUUCCGGCAGAUCCCCAUUUCAACCUCGCGGAACCGGACGGGACCUUUCCUCCUCAUGGUAGCCGAUCUGUUUAUAAGCAGAACAGAGAGAACAUGGCUGUAGAGCGUAGUGGAAAGCCCGAUCAAGCAGAGGUCAAGAGUAACAAAACCUCCAGUUCGGUGCCUGGAUCUCCCGCAAGCCAACAUCGCAGCCAUUCAAGUCGCUAUAGCAACAACAAGACGAGGAUGGAUGACCUUAAAAUCUAAAGGAGAUGAUACUCUGAUUCAGAGCACUUUUAGCACUAAACGUGCACCAUUCAGAGUGAGAUGGAAAACAGGGAAGAUGCUGAAAAAGAAUAUGAGUCAGUUGGUGUGUUGCUUAACUUGAAUUAAAACUUGAUUUAUUUUUGUGGGAUCAAUGCAACGUGAGAAAGAUUGAUCUUGAUCAUACAUUGAACAGGUUGAAGAUUGAAUUAUGGACUGAAUCAUGCUUUUAAUUGAUCUGAAAACAUUUUUAGUUACCAGUAUUAAAAUCUUCACGAGACUUACGGGUAAAAUGCUGACGUGGAAAUUUUGUGAACUACUUAAGCUCUAAAGUGUAAUGGUUGUCAUGGAAACAUACUUGCUUUCUUUAGAUCAAUUAAGAGAGUUAGCGAAAGCUGAUUUACUUAUAGUGCCAGCCGUAAUGACAUUUUACAGCAACCAAACAUUUCUGUUUACACACGUUUACACACAUUUAUACACUUACGCAUUGUUUUCUCUAUAUACUAAAAUGCUUGUUGUUUCAGCGCAUGCUAAUUAAAAUAUGGACAAGCACAAAUUUGGUUUAAAUGAACAUAAGGGAAGAGUUCAUCUUAAAAUUAAAAUUCUGUCAUCAUUUACAUUUCCUCAUGUUGUUCUAAUCCUGUAUGAAUUUCUUUUUUCUGAUAAAGACAAAAUAAGAUAUUUUGAGAAAUGAUGGUAAACACAGAGCAGAUAGUGACCAUUGACUUCCAUAGUAGGGAAAAAAUAUUUUUUAAGUAUUGUGAUAAAUGAUAAAGAAAAUAUUUUGAUAAAUGAUGGUAAGCACACAGUUGAUGGUACCCAUUAAAUUCCAUCAUAUUUUUUAUUCCUACUAUCUGCUGUGUGUUUACCAUCAUUUCUCAAAAUAUCUUCUUUUGUGUUCAUCAGUAAAAAGAAAUUCAUACAGGAACAACAUGAGGAUGAGUAAAUGAUGACAGAAUUUUCACUUUAAAGUAAACUAUCCAUUUUACCUAGAAAAUGUUUAUAUUAUACUCAACAAUGGGUUAAACAACCCAGCAUUUUGGGUUGAAACAAUCCAGCAAAAUUACAACCCAAAGUGCCCUUUUGACCCAAUGCUGGGUUGAAAAUAACCCCUGAUUUAUUUUGGAGUGUAUAAGAUGUCCACAUUUGGUCCAGCCAUGGGUUAAAACAACCCAGCAUACACUGUAAAAAGUGAAAAUUGGAUUUACUUAUAAAAAAUACUUCAAGUGAAAAAUUUUAAAGGAACAGUAUGUAGGAUUGUGGCCAAAACUGGUAUUGCAAUCACAAAACGUGUGGCUAAAACUGGUACUGCAAUCACACAGCUGGUGGCCAAUAUACCAAACGACAACAUAAACAUCAGUUGAGGGCUGCAACUCCACUUUUUAAAUGACAAUAUCCUGGCCGGACCACCGUUGUGAGUGAUAUAAGUAUUUGAAAUGAAAAUGAUUUCUUAAUGUCUAGUGACAUUUCAGGGCUAUUUAAUGAUUAAUUGAUAUAAAUUUCUUACAUAUUGUUCCUUUAAGUUUAAAAAGCUUACAUUUUUUUAGCUGUUACUACUUGGAGUUAGCAAAUUUAAGUGGAACAAACUUAAAAAUGUAGGUGUUACCAAUUAAAGCAUUUUUUUUAAGUAGAUCCAACUUUCACUUUUUACAGUGUAGAUCAUUUUAAACCCAGCGGUUGAGUUUGUUCAUAUUUUACUCAACCAUGGCUUGAAAUAAUCCAGAAUUUUUAUACUGCAUUGUAUCUAAAUGAGAUUUUAAAGAAAAAUACAAAUGGACGGUUUUAGAGAAAUGAUAGCACAUAUUCUACUUAAAAUAUUGAGUUCAAUUUGUGUGGACAUGAAGUCUUCAUGACAGGUUUUAGUUAACAAUCUCACGGCAACUUAUAUUACAAGGUGGCUAAUUUGUACAACCACAUUCUUUCGUCCCGUGAUGUUGGGUUAGGGACAGAGUUUGGGGGUGGGCUUUCAUAAUUGUUUUUUUUUCAAGUAAACAUUUAUAAUUUUGUACAACUUACUUCGUAAGAAUUCAUACAAUUUUCCUGUGAGAUCGUGUUGAUCAUUAUUGGGGUCAUAUUGACAUGCACUGUAACAAGUAAUAGGUUGGUUCAACUGCAGUUGGUAGCACCUACAAAACUUUAUUUCACUUACAUUUUUCACUUACAGUAAAACUCAAAUAAAAAUUUUGGUUGAAUAAACUUACAUUUUGUAGGUGUUACCAAUUAAAGUAACUUUUUAAGUUGAUCAAACUUUUAACUUUUUACAGUGUGCAUGCUUGUCAUUAAUGUAUCCGUUUAAAACAGUUUAGCUUGAAAACCAGCAUUGCAUGAAAAAACUUUAAGCACAUUGAUAUAAACCAAAGUUGCUAUGUGCAAGUUCUCUUUUUAAAUAAACACCAUGGCCUAUUCUUAGAGUGUUCACAGACACACUGUAUGUGUGUUUUCAAAGUGAAACCUGAGAUAAGUCUGGGAGGCUAAUGGGAAGAAACACCGACUGGCUAAAUCUGUACCAAAACUUCUGAAUUGGCUGAAGGCAUCCAAGUGGAUUCCAUAACUUCCUCAAUAUUGGAGUGUAUGACUGGACAGUUAUUGUAAUGGCUACAAUCUGAGCUUUGUCACAAAUAGGCUUUUUGUUAAAUGCUUCAUCCUAAUGGAAAUGCUCUUCAAAGCAACUCACACACAAAUAUUGGGCAAAACAGAAUGUAUGUUUUUUUAAAUAAUGAAUUAAAAAUGAAAAAUAAUAAACUGUUCAGUACAGAUCAAUUAUAUAAACAAGGUCUAUUAUAAAGCAUCAUUUCUUUGCUGUGCCAAUUAUGAGGCCAUCCCACUAGUUUUUUGAAAAACAAGAGCAUAUCACAUUGGAAAGGCAUAUAACCAGAGACCUUCUGCCAGAGAAAUGCUCUACUUUGCCUUAAAACACAAUAUUGGCUGUUCUCACAUAAUAAAUG
Messenger RNA from Paramisgurnus dabryanus, 4852 nucleotides. It is a transcript of the gene gja2, whose product is annotated as gap junction protein, alpha 2. Gene Ontology annotation, molecular function: gap junction channel activity. Gene Ontology annotation, cellular component: connexin complex. The record is from RefSeq and is a predicted model, not a curated record. Gene Ontology annotation, biological process: cell-cell signaling. NCBI's taxonomy places the organism in Eukaryota, Metazoa, Chordata, Actinopteri, Cypriniformes, Cobitidae.